CUCAAGACCCACAGUCACUCAGGUUACAUUCACAAGGCGUAUAACAGCCCCGAGAGUCCUGUCAGAUUGUGUACCGCUGGAGCCCAACUUCCAGAAGCCACUUUCCUAAUUCUCCAACCAAGCCUUAUCGUCCGCGACGUGUCCUCGGAGCAUACAGCUGAUUUAGCAGAAUAAAUAUCGGAGAGAGCCCGGGUCGGGACUAGGGAAAACUGUCUUCUCCUCACAAGCAUAGGUUUAUUCGCCUUUUUUCCCGAAGACGCUGUCAGCGAUUUCCCUCGGCAUCUCCUGGUUCACAUUUUGGAAGGGGACAGUCGUGCCUCUGCCUGCAUUCACAUCCCGAGACCGACGGUGUGUUCCAAAGCAACGUAUUCUGUUCUGCUCUGACAAGGAACGUAUUUUCUCAUUGAACCAGACCGUGUUAAUUUCUCAAGAUCAAAACCUGAAACGAAGACGCGUCUCCGUUUUCAAUCAAAUGUCAUAAAACUGUUAUUGCGCACGAGUCAAUACUUUUCUUGCGGGGACGACGCCGACUUUUUAAUUACUUCAGACUGUAAUAUAUCAGAGGAGAAGUCCCCCACUUGAGGGCGAAAUCAGACAUUCGAGGACGGCAAGUUCGAGAGCCCAGGACCCGGGUCUUCCAUAUACAACAUGCAGAAAUGUCCGAGGAGGCAGGGUUGGAUGUGAGAGGCAGCAGCGAGGAGAGAAGCAGCCAGGCGCCCAGAGACCCAGAAAGCGAGAGGGCACCAGAGUCCACCCUGAGCGGCACCGCCAACACCCCGACUACCACCUCUACCAGCAGCAUCACCUCCAACCAGCAUCACAACAACAGCGCGAGCCCCACAGCCGUCUCCAGCAGUAGCAGUAGAGGUGGCUCCACUGGUGCCAUAGGUGUUAGCAUAGUUAGCCGCAGCGCUAAGGGAGCAGAGGGGAGGUCCUCCAUGCAGUUCAGCACCAGACCUCCCAGUGCUGAGCCUGGCUUCAUGGGGACAUGGCAGCAACAGAGCACUGACCAGAGCAACCUCCUCUUCAGAAUGUCCCAGCAGGCCAUUCGCUGCACUCUGGUGAACUGCACCUGUGAGUGUUUCCAGCCAGGAAAGAUCCACCUGCGUACAUGUGACCAGUGCAAGCACGGCUGGGUGGCUCACGCACUGGACAAGCUGAGCACGCAGCACCUGUACCACCCCACCCAGGUGGAGAUAGUUCAGUCCAACGUGGUGUUUGACAUCAGCAGCCUGAUGCUGUACGGGACCCAGGCGGUGCCGGUCAGACUGAAGAUCCUGCUGGACCGUCUGUUCAGUGUUCUGAAGCAGGAGGAGGUGCUCCACAUACUGCACGGCCUGGGCUGGACCCUGAGGGACUAUGUCAGGGGUUACAUACUGCAGGAUGCUGCGGGCAAGGUGCUGGACCGCUGGUCCAUUAUGUCUCGGGAAGAGGAGAUCAUCACCCUGCAGCAGUUCCUUCGUUUCGGAGAGACCAAGUCCAUCGUGGAGCUGAUGGCCAUCCAGGAGAAGGAGGGUCAGGCGGUCACCGUGCCCUCUUCCAAGACCGACUCAGGCAUCCGGACGUUCAUCGAGAGCAACAGCACGGGACGCGGUCGAAGCCCAGGCCUCCUCAACCACAUGGAGACCAGCAGCCCGUCCAGCAUCCACCACUUUGAGAACAUCCCUAACAGUCUCGCCUUCCUGCUGCCAUUCCAGUACAUCAACCCUGUGUCGGCCCCCAUGCUGGGCCUGCCCCCCAAUGGCCUGGCGCUGGAGCAGUCGGGCCUCCGGGGCCUCCACGACCGGGAUCGUGAGGCCAGCCUACCCAACCAGGGCGAGCCGGUGGAGAGCAGCGAGUCCGAAGUAUCCCUCAGCCCUUUCCGCAGCAGCGGUCAGAGCCCCAGUCGCAUCGGAGCCCUGGGGGGCAUGAACAAUGCCAUCGAGCCCAAACAGGAGCCCAACAACCGGGCAUCACCUAUAUCGCCCACUCCUUCCAACCAGCCGUCCCAGCAGCAGACGGAACAGCAGCAGCAGGGCCAGCAGCAGCAAGGCCAGGGGCAACCCGGGACCCCACGGCCUAGGUCCAACUCCCUCAACGACCACCAGGCCCACCACCACUUUGUGAAGAGCGAGCAGUCCAAGAGCAUUACCCACUCAUCCUUCUCCUCCAAGAUGCACCGCAUGCGCCGCAUGGGAGCCACCUCACGCAAGGGCCGCGUGUGCUGCAACUCGUGCGGCAAGACCUUCUACGACAAAGGUACGCUGAAGAUCCACUACAACGCCGUACACCUCAAGAUCAAGCACCGCUGCACCAUCGAGGGCUGCAACAUGGUGUUCAGCUCGCUGCGCAGCCGCAACCGCCACAGCGCCAACCCCAACCCACGCCUGCACAUGCCCAUGCUGAGGAACAACCGAGACAAGGACCUCAUCCGUGGGUCGGGCCCCGGCACGCCCGUCAUCUCCAGCGCCAAGAGCGGCUUCACCCUCACCAGUCCCGGACGGCCGCCUCUGGGUUUCGCCACCCCGCCCCUGGACCCCAUGCUCCAGUCACCCCUGCAGAGCCCACUGGUCUUCCCCUCCCUGAAGUCGGUGCAGCCCAUCCAGCCGGUGCCCCCUUUCUACCGUACACUGCUGUCCCCACAGCACCUGGUCAGUCCUCCAGUGUCACUGCCCACCAGCCCCAUCCUGCCCUCCAUCACCAACAGCACCUCUCUGAUGGACCAGCAGCAUCAGCUCCUGGCUGCCGCCGCAGCCUCCCACAACGCCCACAAUAUGUCUUCUGAAGGUGGGCUUAUGUCCCACCACAGGCUGCCCACCCCCAGUAUCCCCCAGCAGGAUCCAGCUGCUGCCACCAACACGGAACCCACCCCCAAGAAGAAGCCCCGUAAGUCCAGCAUGCCGGUGAAGAUCGAGAAGGAGGUGAUUGACGUGGCAGACGAGUAUGAUGAGGACAAAGAAGACGAUGAUGACGACAGCUGUCACCACCACCACCACCACCACCACCCCUCCUCCCACCUCCACCACAACAACAUUAAUGGAAACCGCAACAACAACAACAACAGCAGCAGAGGAGGGAACAACAACGGCCACCACAGUGGCGGCAGCGGGCACCAGUCCCCCUCCCAGGAUGAGAUGAGCCCAGGCCUGAUGAGGGGACACCUGAUGAGGCACGACCAGGACGACUGCCGGGGAGAGGGACCUGGAGGCGAGGGUGGCAGGGGCGAGAGAGGAGGCCCAGGCGGUGAGCUCCGCUGCAUGGACAGCUUCACCUCCGAGGACCAGGACCACGAGAGAGACUUUGAGAACGAUUCUGAGACUUCGGACUCCAAGAUGUUCUACCGCGAGGAGAUGAUGGAGGUGGAGGAGCAGCACCAGAGGCUGAGGCUCAACUCCUCCAGGAGCUCCAGAGUAGGAGGAGGCAACAACCUGGAAAAGGACCAGGAGGACCUGGAGGCCAGAGAUGAGGAGGUGCAGCUGAGGAAGGAGAUGGAAGACCCCAAGAGCCGCUCCUCACCCUCACCCCACCAGCCCGCAAUCAAGAUUAAGGAGGAGCUCAACGACCCCACCUACGACAUGUUCUGCAUGAGCCAGUACGGCCUCUACAACGGGGGCAUGGCGGCUGCCGCAGCCGCCGCCGCCAGCAUGGCCGCCCUGCACGAGAGCUUCAUCUCCUCCAUGAGCUACGGCGCCAGCCCGCCCAAGUUCCCCUCCUCGCACUCCCCCGAGGGAGAACUGUGCACCAGCCCCAACUCCAACGACCCCAAGAUCUGCUACGUGUGCAAGAAGAGCUUCAAGAGCUCCUACAGUGUCAAACUGCACUACAAGAACGUGCACCUCAAAGAGAUGCACGUGUGCACCGUGUCCGGCUGCAACGCCGCCUUCCCCUCCCGACGGAGCAGAGACAGGCACAGCUCCAACAUCAACCUGCAUCGCAAACUGCUUACCAAAGAGCUGGACGACAUUGUCCUGGACCCCCAACUCACGCCGCUGCCCAAGGACCUGCGCGCCGAGUUCCUGGCUAAGAUCUACGCCGGACACCACUUGGGCCUGGACGCCAUGGCAGGGGCGGGCAUUGGCGGCGCCAACCUGGGGGGAGGAGGGCUGAACCGUGACGCCAGCUCCCCGGCAGGCACCGAUUACCCCCACCACCACCCCCUAAACCAUCACCACCACCACCACACCACCACCCUCCACAACGGCUUCUACCACCGCAGUGGCCCCCCAGACGACUACAUGGUGCUGGACCUGAGCACCGCGUCCAGCGUUCAGUCCAGCGGGUCAGUCCAUUCAUCACGCCAGUCUGACGAGGGCAGCGACGAGGGCAUCCUAUUGGAUGACCUGGAGGAGGGGGUGGAGGAGGGAGGGGUCAGCGAUGGGGAGGACUGCUCCCAGCAUGCCCCGGGGCAGGCAGGGGCCGGGAGGCGGCGGGACCAGGUCGGCGAGGGAGGAGUCGGAGGAAGAUCGGAAGAAGGUCUGACCGGCGCCGACCCCUCCUCCUCGCCGACCGUCCUGUCUUCCACCGGUGGCAGUGGUGGGAUCCUGUGCAGCAUCUGCCACAAAGUGUACAGCAACAAAGGGACCCUACGCGUGCACUACAAGACUGUGCACCUGCGCGAGAUGCACAAGUGCAAAGUGGCCGGCUGCAACAUGAUGUUCUCCUCGGUGCGCAGCCGCAACCGCCACUCUCAGAACCCCAACCUCCACAAAAACAACGUGCCCUUCACCACCAUGGUAGACUAGCCCAACCCCCUGGCCCUCGUCUGGCCAACUCUACCCCCGUCCUCGACUCCCUUCUCACCCCAAACCAUGAGCUCUUACCCCCAGGAACUACACCUUACCACCCCUAGACGUCAUGCACCACAGUUCUCUUUCCCUUCGAUGAGAUCCAGUGACGAUAUACAGUAAGCGUUGUGACUUUUGACCUUUCCUUCUUUGGAAGAACGAGGAUGAGACACUUGAAGUGUCUUUAUUCCAAAAACUGGCCCUGCCGGUUUCCCAUAAACCCCAUUUCCUAUUUCCCAUAUGUCUUUGUUUUUGUCCAUCUCCAAAGAAUCUAUUCAAACUCUUAUUUGUGACUGUUGCCUGCAGAAAUGAUAAUAACAAUGAAAAAAAUAUAAAAUCUUCUUGUUGUAUUUGUGUAAUAAUAGCUUUUAAAGGAAACCCCAUACAAGAGCAUGACUGCUUCAUUUGUAAAUAAUAUGUCCCAAGAGGCUAUUGGUGUAAAACAAUUGUAUUUGAUGGUUGUUAGCUAUUUUUUGGUUUCUCCCUUUUGGUUUUUAUGUUACAGUACAAUACUUCCAGCUCUAAGGUAGGCAAGAAAGAGGUAGCAUCUUUACUAGCUUGACUCAUUUAUGUCAGUUUAAAAACCAUUUUUAAACUGAGAAGGAGAAGCACUAAUGAUCAUGUGACUUGUUGUAUCUACUUGUUAGAUAUGCGGAGGUUGCCGGCAUGCUUUGUUUUUUGGGCUCCUACACCAAUAUCAUUCUCUGUUCUUUUGUUUUUGUUAUCAUUUAGCUUUUACUAUACCAAGUCAGUUUUUCGCACUUUGCAACUAUACAAGCGGGAUGUGUAAUAUUAUUACAAGGACUUUGCAAUGGUUUUGGUUUCCGCGAUGUUUGGGGUCUGAGACGGCCACAGUGCCAAGGGGAAAUGACAUACUUGUGGCAGGUUUAUUCUUUUUUUUGCACGUGUUCAGUUUCAAAAAUGCUAUUUCACAACAAAACACCCAUAUUUCUCCUGAAAGAAUCCAAACAUCCGGCCCAUUUACUCAAAUAAUCGUAUUCAGAAAAAGUCUAAGUAUUUCUACUCUACCAGAUACAGUAACGUGACUGACUACAAUACAGCUGCUGUUUUUGAAGGCAGAAGAUUUAAGUAUUGAGGAAUUUAGUUUGUGUUAUUUUCAUUUCAAGGAGUGUAAACCCAGUGUGUGACUGUAAUAUCACAGUACUUAGCUACAGAGGUUGAAGUAGGCUAAUCUUUCUACUGCAUGUGGUAUUUGUGACCUAAAACAAGCGUUGGUUGAGUGUCCUAUUAUUUUAUACACGUUUUCCAUCCUAUCAGAAGUAUUGUGAAUGUCACAUUGAUUAUAACACAAAGAAAUAGUCCUUAAACUGUGACCAAAACAAAAAGAAGCAUUGGUUUUUAAAACAUCUAUAUUUUUCCGCCAUACAGUUGUACUUUAACUGACACCCCAUAAGUUGAUAUGAUGCACUUCAGUCUUAAGCCUUUUGCUAUAUUUUUUCAGUAUUGAUUUCCAUUGCUGAUUGUCAGCUUCAAAGGUGAACUCUGUGAAACUCUGUCGCCAUUGCCUGGCUGUUUUCGGAGUUAUUUGCAGCCAUUUUCCUGGUUUCCAUACACAUCUUAAGGUACAAAUGUUUCAGAUAACUAGGCAAAGUAGCCAGGGGAAGGGGUAUUUAUUGGCGGGUGAUGUCAUCUUGAUGCAGAUGUCUUGUCCAAUAUCAAUUCCUUUUUUUUUUUCAAGAAAAGAAAAAAAGAAAGACAGAUCGGUCUUCAUUUUGAGUCUGUGCCCUUGAGUUGAUGGUUAUUAUUGUGUUUUUGUCGUGUUACUAUGGAUGUGAAAAAAUUGAGAGCUCCUCUUUCUUGAUUGGUGCUUAUCUAAAGGGGAUAAAAACGCACAGUGUUACGUGGUAUACAGUAUUCAAACCCCCGUUAUAUCCAUGAAAGUGUUGGACAGUUUUUUUUUAAUGACUAUUUUGCAAUGGGCAUGAUGGGCCCUUUUGAUGGACCCUGGCAGCAGGCUUCACCCCUCUCCUCUCUCUACCAACCUCCACGACCCUGGCAGCAGGCUUCACCCCUCUCCUCUCUCUACCAACCUCCACGACCCUGGCAGCAGGCUUCACCCCUCUCCUCUCUCUACCAACCUCCACGACCCUGGCAGCAGGCUUCACCCCUCUCCUCUCUCUACCAACCUCCACGACCCUGGCAGCAGGCUUCACCCCUCUCCUCUCUCUACCAACCUCCACGACACUGGCAGCAGGCUUCACCCCUCUCCUCUCUCUACCAACCUCCACAACCCUGGCAGCAGGCUUCACCCCUCUCCUCUCUCUACCAACCUCCACGACCCUGGCAGCAGGCUUCACCCCUCUCCUCUCUCUACCAACCUCCACGACACUGGCAGCAGGCUUCACCCCUCUCCUCUCUCUACCAACCUCCAUGACACUGGCAGCUGGCUUCACCCCUCUUCUCUCUCUACCAACCUCCACGACCCUGGCAGCAGGCUUCACCCCUCUCCUCUCUCUACCAACCUCCACGACAAUGGCAGCAGGCUUCACCCCUCUCCUCUCUGAAGAGAGAGAAAGAGCUGAGUGAAAGGGGUUGCGGAGGUGUAGGGCUGACUUGAGAGGAAGAAGGGAUGACAAUGAGAAUCAUUAAAAAUGUGCUGUUCCACCGUUACCUGGAGGCCUUCUGACGCUGAUCUGUCGAAUAACUCACUUGUCACUUCAUUACACCGCCAGACGUGAAUGUUGCUGACAGGACUGUGAUGCCGACAGAGAUCCAAACCGGUCUCUUUCACCUCUCUCUUUCCCUGAGAGAAACCACCCCCGCCUCCUUCUUCCCACUACUCACCCCCUCCCCCCUUCCCGGGUCCUUUAGGGACACCGACUAAUAGUGUACUCUUAAGUUCACAAAAUGUCCAUCGCCGUAGAAAAAGGAUGUGUAAUUGCCUGUUUAUCCCAGGUGAAGGAAAAACUCUGUACAGGAACCUCCGGCAACACCCUGGAGUGGCACUGAGGCGCAGCCUGCCUCAUUUGCUCAGUGCACCGUACUGCACCUUACCGCCACGGGCCCAGCCGGAGAAGUACAGAAGUGUCACUCCAGGAACCCUGCUGACAGCUGUCUCUCUUUCACACACACACACACACACACACACACACACACACACACACACACACACACACACACACACACACACACACACACACACACACACACACACUUCCUGCUAACAGGCCAGUGGGAUGACAGCAACAAGAGGACUCUGGUGAUGGGCGGGAAACAAGGACACCCCGAGGCAGAGAGGGGAAAAGAGAGAGAGCGAGCUCAUCCACGGUCCAUCACUCUAUGUAAUAAAGCAGUCUGUCCAACGUUAGCAUACAGCCUUGUCACUGCAGGGCACGCUAGCGUUUCAUUAUGGAGAACAGUGGAAUGUAGCAUUGAGUUGGACCGCAAUGGACUGCCAUGGAAUGCACUGAGAGAGAAGGUGGAAAGGGGAAACCUAGUCAGUUGUCCAACUGAACGUAUUCAAGGUGCGGAAGCCCCUCUUUGAAAGUGUUUGAUGGUUUACGAUGAAUACCGUGGAUAUUAAAGAACUGGGAGAAUGCUUGGGAAGGCCAAAUCAGUCUGGUUUGGAAUCAACACGCAGUCUAUUGAGGAACGUGAGACUGUAACAAGCUAAGAGUAGUCUUAACUAACGCUGCUGUAGCCAGUGACCUUAGCCUGCGCGGUUAAACCUCACAACCUGAUCUGAUGAGAAAGACAGCAGAACCCAAAAGCUUAAACAUUCCUCUUGUCCUAUUCAAUGUUGUAGACCUCUCAAGAAGCCAGGGAGCUCAAUCAGUGACCUGUGUGUGUUAGUGUGUGUGUUAGUUAGUGCGUGUAUGUUAGUGUGCGUGUAUGUUAGUGUGCGUGUAUGUUAGUGUGCAUGUAUGUUAGUGUGUUAG
Oncorhynchus masou masou (cherry salmon) is the source of this 8662-nucleotide messenger RNA. It is a transcript of the gene bnc2, whose product is annotated as basonuclin zinc finger protein 2. NCBI's taxonomy places the organism in Eukaryota, Metazoa, Chordata, Actinopteri, Salmoniformes, Salmonidae. The record is from RefSeq and is a predicted model, not a curated record. Gene Ontology annotation, cellular component: nucleus. Gene Ontology annotation, biological process: regulation of DNA-templated transcription.